AUGUUCCGCGCAGCAAGUGCAGCAGUCCGGGCGACGACGACGGCAACCAUGGCGGUGGCUCCGGCUGUGACUGCUCGAGUCAGCUCAGCAAGCAAGACGUCGGCGACGACGACGACGACGGCAAAGGCGACGGCGGCGGCCUCAGCCACGUCAGCCAUGGGUGGCAACCGGCUGGUGGCUGGUGGCAGCCUUCUCGGUUCGGGCAACUAUGCCAAUGGCGGAAAUGUGCCAUUUGCCGUUCACAUGCGGUCGUCAGCCAACGGCAACGCGUCGUUUGGUGGCAUGACCGGUCAGAAGCGAUUUGCUACCGGAUGGGCGACGACGGCUCUCUCGCCUACCUCGCCGUUCUCGGCCACGGUGGGUCUGGAUGACGAGCAGUUGAUGUUCUACGAGACGGCGGCUGCCUUUGCUGCCGAGAACAUUGCUCCGCAUGCAAGCAAGUGGGAUGCCGAGUCCAUCUUCCCCAAGGACGUCGUCCAUGAGCUCGGCAACCUCGGCUUUGGUGCCAUGUACACCUCGGAGGAGCACGGUGGCUCGGGCGCGUCGCGUCUUGACGCUGCUCUGGUCUUUGAGGCCCUCUCCAUGGGCUGCCCGGCCACGUCGGCCUACCUCUCCAUUCACAACAUGUGCACGUGGAUGGUCGACUCGUUUGGCUCGGACGAGCUCCGCGCCGAGUUUGUCCCGCGCAUGGCCACCAUGGAGGCCCUCGGCUCGUACUGCCUCACCGAGCCCGGCUCGGGCUCGGACGCCGCUGCGCUGCGGACCACCGCCGUGGUCUCGUCGACCGACGAAGACGUUUACGUGCUCAAUGGCGAGAAGGCGUUCAUCUCGGGCGCCGGCGAGACCGAUGUCUACCUCAUCAUGGCCCGCACCGGCUCCGAGUCGGGCGCCAAGGGCGUCUCGUGCUUCCUCGUCGACGCCGAGUCGGAUGGUCUCUCGUUUGGCGGCAAGCUCGACAAGAUGGGCUGGAACGCGUCGCCGACUCGCCCAGUCAUUAUGCAGGACGUCAAGGUCCACAAGUCGCGCAUGCUCGGCGCGCCCGGCGAGGGCUUCAAAAUCGCCAUGAAGGGUCUCGACGGCGGGCGCAUCAACAUUGGUGCCUGCUCCAUCGGCGCCGCCGCCGCCUCGGUUGGCAUCGCCCGUGAGUAUGUCCUCGAGCGCACCGCCUUUGGCAAGCCGCUCGCCCGCUUCCAAAACACCGAGUUUGUCUUUGCCGACAUGGCCGCCAAGCUCCGGACCUCGCGCCUCGCCAUCCGCGACGCCGCCAAGCUCCUCCACGAGCGCUCGCCGCUUGCCACCUCGUCGGCCGCCCUCGCCAAGCUUACCGCCACCGAGCAGUGCUUCGACGUCAUCAACUCGGCGCUGCAGACCCUCGGCGGCGCCGGCUACGUCGCCGACUACCAGAUCGAGCGCUACCUUCGCGACGCCCGCGUCCACUCGAUCCUCGAGGGCUCGUCCGAGAUCAUGCGCCUCGUCACCGCUCGCGCUAUCUUUGCUGACCAAUGA
This is a messenger RNA of Thecamonas trahens ATCC 50062, 1506 nucleotides long. Its product is annotated as acyl-CoA dehydrogenase domain-containing protein. The record is from RefSeq and is a predicted model, not a curated record. Gene Ontology annotation, molecular function: flavin adenine dinucleotide binding; acyl-CoA dehydrogenase activity. Bases 1 to 1506 code for a protein of 501 amino acids. The transcript has a single exon. Lineage: Eukaryota; Apusomonadida; Apusomonadidae.